Vespa velutina is the source of this 5569-nucleotide messenger RNA. RefSeq names its product serine/threonine-protein kinase SIK2-like. Gene Ontology annotation, cellular component: cytoplasm. Gene Ontology annotation, biological process: protein phosphorylation; microtubule cytoskeleton organization; intracellular signal transduction. Lineage: Eukaryota; Metazoa; Arthropoda; Insecta; Hymenoptera; Vespidae. Gene Ontology annotation, molecular function: protein serine/threonine kinase activity; tau-protein kinase activity; ATP binding. The transcript has 11 exons. Bases 742 to 2904 code for a protein of 720 amino acids. The record is from RefSeq and is a predicted model, not a curated record.
GUGGAUUGAAGUGGUGGCGGGAGGAGGUGGUGGUAGAGGAGAAGAGUCGAAGAGUAGAAGGUGGAGGUGGAAAUAGUGGACGUGGAGGGGGUAGGAGGGGAAGCGGGCGUGAAAGCCCGCUCGUCGAGUGGGAGCGCCGAGAGAGCAGAGGGGUAACAAGAUGGCUGCCGGUCAGUCGGUAUCGAACCGUCGUGCCGUCACGAGAGUUUUGCGGACCGCGCGCGGUCACGGCACUUCUCCGUGACCGACGAAUAGAGAAUUUAAGAGAGAAAGAGAGAGAGAGAGUGAGAAAGAGAGAGAGAGAGAGAGACAGAGAGAAAUAAGAAAAGAAAAGAAAAAGUGGAGAGAGAGAGAGAGAAGAGAGAGAGAGUAUAAGGAAUAUUCAUUCGUACGAGAUAUAUAUAAAAAAGAACGACGUGUCUCCACCGAUGGAAUCGUUCUUCUCCCGGUGCGACGUACCCCUCGAGGUCGACGAUACCAACGUCUACGCUAAUACUUAUCUUCAUCCUAGACCAGUCGAGACGUAAAUCCUCGACUUUGGUCUUCAUUGACCGGCUCUACUCGUUAAAAUUGGAAAUUUUUAAUGAAAUUUCUUUGGCAAAUUGAAAAUGAAUAGACGGCGUUAAAGAAAAUUUCUUUACUACGAAACAAAUGGUUUUAGAUCGUUAAAGAAAGAGGCCGAAGACAGAUUAGUAUCCAAAAUAUAAUUCUAUUUGAAACGUGAAAGAACAUUUUUUAAAUAUGGAUACUGGAACUAGUCAGAGUAAAAAACAAAUCCGUGUGGGUUUUUAUGACAUAGAAGGUACUAUUGGUAAGGGAAACUUUGCCGUAGUGAAAUUAGCUAGGCAUAGGAUUACCAAAACCGAGGUGGCCAUCAAGAUAAUCGAUAAGACACAACUAGAUCCUACUAAUUUGGAAAAAGUUUAUAGAGAAGUUGAAAUAAUGAAGCAAUUAGAACAUCCUCAUAUUGUUAAAUUAUAUCAAGUUAUGGAAACUAAAAAUAUGAUAUAUAUGGUAUGUGAAUAUGCAAGUAAAGGAGAGAUAUUCGAUUACAUAGCACAAUAUGGAAGAAUGGGAGAACCAAGAGCUCGGGCAACAUUUGCCCAAAUCCUAUCCGCUGUUGAAUAUUGCCAUGCGACAGGCAUAGCUCACAGAGAUUUGAAGGCUGAAAAUUUGCUCCUAGAUGCUCAAAUGAACGUUAAGAUUGCAGAUUUUGGUUUUAGCAAUAGAUUUGCACCAGGAGAACGAUUAAGUACUUGGUGCGGAAGCCCACCUUAUGCUGCUCCAGAAGUAUUUAGAGGAAAACAUUAUGCCGGUCCAGAAAUUGACGUUUGGAGCUUAGGCGUUGUGUUAUAUGUAUUAGUAUGUGGUGCACUGCCCUUUGAUGGAUCUACUCUUCAAUCAUUAAGAGAUCGCGUGUUGAGUGGUAGAUUUCGUAUUCCAUAUUUUAUGAGUACAGAUUGCGAAAGUCUUAUACGUAAAAUGUUAGUUUUGGAACCUGCAAAACGAUACACGAUUCCACAGAUCAAAAGGCAUCGUUGGAUGGCAGGUUCGGCAGAUACUGUUUGUUCUGCUAUAAUAACGAGAUCAUCACCAUCUAUUCAAGAACCUAAUGAACAAAUACUUCGACUUAUGCAUAGUUUAGGCAUAGAUAUUACACGAACUAGACAGUCCUUAGGAAAUAGCAGUUACGAUCAUCACGCUGCUAUUUAUUUCUUGUUACUUGAAAGAUUAAAGCAACAUCGUGUUAGCAGUACGACGAAUAAUAUUUGCUGGCCCACAGUUGCUAGAUCGAAAGAAGAUAAAUUUAAAUCAAGAACAAGGGACGAUGUUAGCAGAGGAGGUAAACGGUUCAGUUCAACGAGCUCUUCGACCGAUGAAGGUUGUUGCAGUGCUGAAGGAGAUCUAGAAGAAGGACCAAGCGGUGAUGAGUUAAGAGAAGCACAGAUUAAAUUAGAAGAGCACAGGCUUGGCCUAGAUCAUGACAUAAGCCAACGAAUCGACAGUCAAAUUGUCAAUCGAAGAUUAAGCGAUUACCAACAACAUUUUGAUAGUCCACUUAUGGAUCCUAUUGAUCCUCCUAGUCGAACGACGUUGUUCCUUGCUGGUGGUAGCGGCAGUUCAUCGUCCGAUCUUUUCGAAUCUAGUUUUGAUUCUGGUUGUCCACCGGAUUAUACAGGAGCAAAUUGUUUUACCAGUAGUUUACCUUCUUGCACUCCACCGCCACCUAAAAGUCCAUCUCCAAUAACUGGUAGAAUAUCGCGAGCCUCACAAGGACGUAGAGCAUCCGACGGUGGACCAAGAUUACUUUUCUGUCAACAAGGAGGUGGUGAUAGACCAACUACAAGGCAACGAAGUAUUCAAGAUUCAGGUAAAGCAAAAGGUCAUUUGGAUCUUGUACAUUUGAGACCACCGUCUACGCCACCUCAAAAUCAACCGCAAUUUAAAAUCCGCGGAGAUUCCGGUACCCAGUUACAACUAUUGGUACAACAACGUAUGUUACAACAGAAACGAAAUUUAUAUCACAGACAUCGUGCCGGUGGAAGUCCAACUCCUAUUCCAGUAUCAACCAAUACUACUAGUAGACGUAUCGAUCAUGUAUCGCGACAAGAUAGUUAUAAAAUGGCUCAGAGAACGCAAAUAUUACCACCUUUAUCUCAGGGACACGUCGAUCCUGAUUUUGAUAGAGAUAGGAAGCGAGAAGAAGAAAGGUGGAAGAGCUUACCAUCUCGCUUAGCGGCAGAUUGUCAGUUAGCUGAACGGACGCUCUUAUGGAGUCAACAGGUCGGACUAGGUGGAGGGGCAUCAUACUUGCCACCCGGCAGUGUUGGGGGCUUCUUGUGGCCCACUACAAACAACACGCAUUCAACCAUUUUUGAAAAUGCUGGGGAUCAAAUGGAAUAAAUAUCUGUCCUGUUGUAUUUAGUAAUAACUUAGAGAUUUUGAGUCUGUAAAGCUAGAUUAAGAGACACAACCAAUAUAAUAAACAAUAUUGCCUUCCUAGUCUUUCCACAUGAUGUUAUAUUAGUAUUAUUGUGUACAUUUGAUCUUAGAUUUCAAGCAUGAAACAUUGACGUAUACAUAUUUUCUUUAUAGUAACGCUUUUACGUUAAACAAUAUUGUAUUCUCUAGCUUACACACCCAGAAUCUCUAACCACGUGGAUAGUACAUGUUACUGAAUGUCAAAAAUUUAUAUGGUUUUUAUAAGAUCUCUUAUGUAGAAUAUGUCAUUAUCUGACAACAAUUACAACAAUUAUCCUUGUACACAAAUCAUAUCUAACAGUACAGGGUUAAUCUUUUUAUGCAAAAUGCAAUAAUUAUAAAUAAGAUAUUAAAAUUGAUUUAAAGAAAUCUUUGUCAUACAGUAGCAUGUGCGCCUGCCUUAUUACAUGACUGAUCCGAUCGGUCGAAUAUCCAAUUAUAUCAUAGACUGAUAAUUAACAACAAUAAAACACCAAUCAAAUUCAUUUUGAAAAGAUAAGCGGCAUAUGUCUUUCUUCGUGAAUGUUACUACUAUGAUGUUUUGAUUGAUUGGCUAUAGCAGGCAGAAUAUUCAAUUGCUUAUUCUUUUAGGAACAUAUUAUUUAGAUCACACAUAUAUGAUAACUCUUAUCAAAUUUCUAUCAUAUAAAUGUUACCAAUGAUAUUCUCUACUGCCACUGAAUGAGAAGAACGCAAGUGUUCACAAAUCAAUGACAAGGUAUUAUAAACGUGUUUUAGUGUAAGCUGUACGGAUGUGUAGUAUUUACUUUUUCAAUGAGGGAAAAAGUAUCAAUAUGAUCGAAUAAAUUAAAACACAUCGAUAUAAAAAGGAAGACAUAUGCUACUUUUACAAUUUUUUUUUUUUUUCUUUUUCUUUCUUUUCUUUUUGUUUGGACUAAUAAAAGAGAGUGGAAAUCACCAAUAGAAAUAUAAUUGUUAUUAAUACAUUUCAUUGUUGUUGCUUUAAUUAGAAAGAAAUACUUUAAUGAUAUUGAAUGUACAAAAAUUAGAAUAUGUUUUUAAUCCUUCCACUCUUUUUAAUGGUGCAUAACGUUAUAUUAGGAAAUAAUCAUAAUAACAAAAGAAAACAAUAAUAUUAGUGGUAAAAUGUAGUUGGCAUGUAAGAAUAUGAAAGAAGUGCUGCAUUCUGUAAAAAUGUUUAACAGAAGUCAUUAAAUAUAUAUGCUUUACAAAUUCAUGCAUGAACUGUUAUAAGAGACCAGACUUGGAGAUGCUUUGUCUAAGUGUAGUAUAAAAAAAAAAAAAAGAAAAGAAAAGAAAUUAAAAAAAAAGAAAAAGAGAAAAAAAAUACAAUGAUACAUAUGACAUAGGAAAAUGGAUAGAGCACCGAACAAUAAGAAAAGAAAAAUUUUAUGGCAAUCAUUAAAUUCAAUAUCUUAAUUGUCAACUGUUUUCAUCAAACCAAAAAAGAACAAAAAAAGAAAAAAAAAAAAAAAAAAGACAUACACACUUUUUAUAUGUUUCCAUUUUUUAACAAUAGGUCAAUUUUACUCAAGGAUUCUUGUCCAAAGCUCAGAGCAUCAAAAAUUUCAUGUUUACAAUAAUAAUAAUAAUAAUGAUGAUGAUGAUUUUAAUGAUGUGAGAUACCCAAGAGACUAAAUUUUUUUAAAUAAAGCUUUUGUAUUUUUACAUAGAUUUUUUAGCUUUGCACGGUCGUAUCUGUUAGGGAAAGAUACAUAUAAACGAAAUGGUAUCGAACGAAAAAAUGUUUUUACAUUUUGAUAUGAAUACAGCACUUUUUAUGCAAAUACAUAACCUUAGAAUUUAGUAGUUUAGUCAGUAGAGUGCAAUACCGGCCGCGCACAACUGACAACGACUUUACUAUUCGAAUUUUCUGUCAUUUUUUACCCAAAAAGAAAACAAUCAAACUUUUGCUCAAAAUCUUUUGAUAUGUGUAAUCAAUAGCCAUUAAGUUAGCCUAAUUCUCAAAAAAAAAAAAAAAGAAAGAAAAAAAAGAUCUGUCAUUCUAAAAAGGCGCGAACUUAUAAUAUGUCUAAGACUCAGGAAUUGAAAUUUGUUUCUUAAACCACUUAUUGACAGCAGAUAUAUCCAUUUAAAAAGUUGUCUUUUUGGAGCGAUAGAUUUAUAAUUUCCAUGAAAACUGGCAUCAUUUACAAGGAUGUAUAUCAUUCAUUUAACAGCAAUAAAAUUCAUUUCAUCUAUGCGCAUCAAUAUACACGCUAGUAUAUGUCUUUAUUUUUAGUAUAUACCUUGUAAAAAAAAAAAAAAAAAAAAGACUGUUUGUAAGAUAUUAUUGAUUAUUGAUUUUGCAAUGCACGGUCUAACACGAAUAAUAACAUCUGCGAUAUUUGGUAGAGCAAUUAUUUGCUAUUGAAUUAAGACUGCCACAUGAGUUUACCAUCAUACAAAGAUAUUAUAAAACAAGUUAUAAAGGUGUAUAUGGAAACUCCAUUUUUGUCCUCCUAGAGAAAAUAGAUAUUUGCUCGUUUCUUUAUUCGUUACAAAUGAUAGAUCAGUAGUUACUGUUUAUAAAUCAUUCUACAUAUGUAAUACACGCGUGCAUAGAAUGUACCAAAUAAAACAUAUGUGGAUCAAAAAAAAAAAA